GCUUGCUCCGGCCGCAGUCCCCGUCUGGGGCGGAACCGGGGGGCUCUGCGGGUUCUCGCGAGAAGUUCUCAGCUGCUGGGUCUGCGGGUGACCUAACCCGUGCGGGCCCUCCCUGGGCCGAAGAUGGGGGUGUGCGUAGUGAAACCUCAGUUCCUAUGGCUGGUCCUGGUCAUCCAGCUCUGGAAACCCUGCUUAGGUACAGACUUGGAGAAGCCCUCCAGCAUCCCCACAGAUAAAUUAUUAGUCAUAACUGUAGCAACAAAAGAAAGUGAUGGAUUCCAUCGGUUUAUGCAGUCAGCCAAAUACUUCAAUUACACUGUGAAGGUCCUUGGUCAAGGAGAAGAGUGGAGAGGAGGUGAUGGAAUUAAUAGUAUUGGAGGGGGCCAAAAAGUGAGAUUAAUGAAGGAAGUUAUGGAACGUUAUGCCGAUCAAGAGGAUCUGGUUGUCUUGUUUACUGAAUGCUUUGAUGUCAUAUUUGCUGGUGGUCCAGAAGAAGUUCUGAGAAAGUUCCAGAAGUCAAAUCACAAAGUGGUCUUUGCAGCAGAUGGGAUUUUGUGGCCAGAUAAAAGACUGGCAGACAAGUACCCUGUUGUUCACAUUGGGAAACGCUACCUGAAUUCAGGAGGAUUUAUUGGUUAUGCACCAUAUAUCAACCGUAUAGUUCAACAGUGGAAUCUACAGGAUAAUGAUGAUGAUCAACUAUUUUACACUAAAAUUUACAUCGAUCCUCUGAAGAGGGAAGCUUUUAACAUCACAUUGGAUCACAAAUGCAGAAUUUUCCAGGCUUUGAAUGGAGCUGUAGAUGAAGUUGUUUUGAAAUUUGAAAAUGGCAAAGCCAGAGCUAAGAAUGUAUUUUACGAAACAUUACCAGUGGCAAUUAAUGGAAAUGGACCCACCAAGAUUCUCCUGAAUUAUUUUGGGAACUAUGUGCCUAAUGCAUGGACACAGGACAAAGGCUGCACUUUCUGUGAACUAGAUACAAUUGACUUGUCUGCAGUAAAUGUCUAUCCAAAUGUAACAAUAGGUAUUUUUAUUGAGCAACCAACCCCUUUCCUACCUCGCUUUCUGGACACAUUACUGACCCUGGAUUACCCAAAAGAAGCACUUAAAGUAUUUAUUCAUAACAAAGAAGUUUAUCAUGAAAAGGACCUCAAGGUAUUUUUUGAUAAAGCUAAACAUGAAAUCAGUACUAUAAAAAUAGUAGGACCAGAAGAGAAUCUAAGUCAAGCCGAAGCCAGAAACAUGGGAAUGGAUUUUUGCCGUCAGGAUGACAGCUGUGAUUAUUACUUUAGUGUGGAUGCAGAUGUUGUUUUGACAAAUCCAAGAACUUUAAAGGUUUUGAUUGAACAAAACAGAAAGAUCAUUGCUCCUCUUGUAACUCGCCAUGGAAAGCUAUGGUCCAACUUCUGGGGAGCACUUAGUCCUGAUGGAUAUUAUGCUCGAUCUGAAGAUUAUGUGGACAUUGUUCAAGGGAAUAGAGUAGGGCUAUGGAAUGUCCCAUACAUGGCUAAUGUGUACUUAAUUAAAGGAAAGACUCUUCGAUCGGAAAUGAAUGAAAGGAACUAUUUUGUUCGGGAUAGACUGGAUCCUGACAUGGCUUUUUGCCGAAAUGCUAGAGAAAUGACUUUACAAAGGGAAAAAGACUCCCCUACUCCGGAAACAUUCCAAAUGCUCAGCCCCCCAAAGGGUGUAUUUAUGUACAUUUCUAACAGACAUGAAUUUGGAAGACUACUAUCAACUGCUAAUUAUAAUACUUCCCAUUAUAACAAUGACCUUUGGCAGAUUUUUGAGAAUCCUGUGGACUGGAAGGAAAAGUACAUAAACCGUGAUUAUUCAAAGAUUUUCACUGAAAAUAUAGUUGAACAGCCUUGUCCAGAUGUCUUUUGGUUUCCAAUAUUUUCUGAAAAAGCCUGUGAUGAGCUGGUGGAAGAAAUGGAGCAUUAUGGCCAGUGGUCUGGAGGGAAGCAUCAUGAUAGCCGUAUAUCUGGUGGUUAUGAAAAUGUCCCAACUGAUGAUAUCCACAUGAAGCAAGUUGAUCUGGAGAACGUAUGGCUUCAUUUCAUCCGGGAGUUUAUUGCACCGGUUACACUGAAAGUCUUUGCAGGCUAUUAUACGAAGGGGUUUGCAUUAUUGAAUUUUGUGGUAAAAUACUCCCCGGAUAGACAGCGUUCUCUUCGUCCUCAUCAUGAUGCUUCUACGUUUACCAUCAACAUUGCACUCAAUAGCGUGGGAGAAGAUUUUCAGGGAGGUGGAUGCAAGUUUUUAAGGUACAAUUGCUCUAUUGAAUCACCCAGAAAGGGCUGGAGCUUCAUGCAUCCAGGGAGACUCACGCAUCUGCAUGAAGGACUUCCUGUUAAAAAUGGAACGAGAUACAUUGCAGUGUCGUUUAUAGACCCCUAAGUUAUUCACUCUCUUUUGAAUCGUUGUUUUUUUUGGAAUGGUUGACUGGCAUGAACAUAUAUGAAGUUGUGCUUGAGAAGAUGAGAGGAAUAUUUAAGUAACUUCAACAGAACAACUUCACUUUGGGCCAAACAUUUGAAAAACUUUAUAAAAAAUUGUUUGAUAUAUCCUAAUGUCUGCUCUGAGCCUUAAAACACAGAUCGAAGAAGAAAAGAAAGAAAAAGCUAAAGUGAAUAUUUAUUUCUUUGCCUUAUUGUCUCUGAGAAUAAUGACAGUUUCCUGAAUUUUUGUUUCAGUUGAUGAAAUAUUCAGGUACAAAUGUACAAAUGACAAGUGAGACUAAUAAUAUUUUCUUAUUUAACAAAGCCUGGGAAGAAUUUUAUUUAACAACAUUUAGAUAAAAUGGAAAUAAAUGAAAAUUGGCAAUUUUUGAAAUGUUGGAAAACUGGAAUUCUAACGGAAUUUGUGUGCAGUUAAUGUGUAAGUACUUUUUUGACCUCCUAUGUAGGGAUGUUUUAUGGUAGUUCCUGACGGAAUACAAAGAACAGUAUUACACAAUGUUUUCCCCUAAGAACUUAGUGCAAAAUACAAUGAAUUGCAUAUCCGGUUGAAAACAUUUUUGUUUAGAUUCUUGGACAGAUUUUUUAUAUUUGUAUUAGAAAUAAAGCCCUGUGUUCAUUCCUUCAGAUGAAUUUUCCAAGGUAGAUUAUAUUAAGUAGAUAUUAGAAAAGCUUUCAAACUUUCAAUUCCUUAAGUAUUGACUAAGAUCAUUAAGUGUCCUUAUGUCGGGGAAGGUGGUUUUUCUUUAAUUCUAGAAAAUUAUAAAGAUACAUUUUUCUUGGAGAUGAGUAGCAGCAUUUUAUUAUUUAAAAAGAUUUUUAAAGUACUUGAAUUUUAUAUCAGGAGAAUAAGUUAGCAAGUCUCUCUUCCCUUUUCCCUCUGCCUCCCUCCUCACUCUCUUUUUAGGGAGGGUUGUUCACUUUUUUUUGUCUUCCCAGCAUAGUCUUUAUUUUAUCUUUCUUACUUUUUUUAUUAGCUUUUUAAAAUCCCACUUUGAAAUAAUUUCCCUACGCAAAACAAUUUGUGCCUUGAUUUUCACUAAUUCUCUCAGUGAGGUUUAAAUAGCCUUCUUGUAGCUACUGUUUUUAAUUUAUAGGUUAAACUUGAAAGAAGUUCUGAGUCAUGGUGCCAAAAUUCAUA
This is a messenger RNA of Artibeus jamaicensis (Jamaican fruit-eating bat), 3600 nucleotides long. It is a transcript of the gene PLOD2, whose product is annotated as procollagen-lysine,2-oxoglutarate 5-dioxygenase 2. The transcript is spliced from 20 exons. Gene Ontology annotation, cellular component: endoplasmic reticulum. The record is from RefSeq and is a predicted model, not a curated record. NCBI's taxonomy places the organism in Eukaryota, Metazoa, Chordata, Mammalia, Chiroptera, Phyllostomidae. The coding region runs from base 124 to 2400 and encodes 758 amino acids. Gene Ontology annotation, biological process: peptidyl-lysine hydroxylation. Gene Ontology annotation, molecular function: iron ion binding; procollagen-lysine 5-dioxygenase activity; L-ascorbic acid binding.